Fraxinus pennsylvanica is the source of this 930-nucleotide messenger RNA. NCBI's taxonomy places the organism in Eukaryota, Viridiplantae, Streptophyta, Magnoliopsida, Lamiales, Oleaceae. The record is from the annotation of a GenBank genome assembly.
AUGGAUUCAUUAAAGUUGAAAGUGGUUGUUGUUGAUCAUGUCCAUCCAUUGGUGUUGAUUGUGUCACGUAAAGAAUUUGUGGCGAAGGUGAAUAUUCAAAUAGUUUGUGGUUCAUCAAACCAGGCAUCGGAAAAGAAGAGGAAGAAGAAAGAAAUACAGAAUCAAAUUCAAUCUACUUCAGAUAGCUUGAGGAAUUCUACUAAAGAUGGAGGAUCCAAUCAAAUUGCGGCUAAGACUUUCACAUUUAGCGAAUUGGCAGCUGCUGCUAGGAAUUUUCGUAGGGAUUGCCUUAUAGGGGAGGGAGGUUUUGGUAGAGUAUACAAAGGGCGUCUGGGGAGGUCCAAUCAGGUUGUUGCGAUCAAGCAACUCGAUCGCAGUGGACUGCAGGGUAACCAUGAAUUUCUUGUUGAAGUAUUGAUGUUGAGUCUACUGCACCAUACCAACCUUGUUAAUUUAAUUGGCUACUGUGCUGAUGGAGAUCAGAGACUUCUAGUUUAUGAAUACAUGCCUCUCGGAUCUUUGGAGGACCAUCUUCAUGAUCCUAUCCCUGGCAAAAAAGCCAUUGAAAAUUCAAAAACUGGUGGAGAGCAGAAUCUGGUAGCAUGGGCAAGGCCUUUGUUCAAGGAUAAGCGGAAAUUCUCACAGAUUGCUGAUCCAAUGCUCCAAGGGCAGUAUCCAACGAGGGGCCUGUUCCAAGCUCUUUCUAUUGCAGCUAUGUGUGUUAAGGACCAACCUGACAUGCGACCGGCGAUCGCAGAUGUUGUCACAGCUUUGACUUAUCUCGCUUCACAGAAAUAUGAUCCUACAACACAGCCAAUCCAGGAUUCCCGCUGGGCACCUCCUACUCCACCUCGAACAAAACGAGAUGGCAACGAGAGACAAAGUGGUGGUACCAGAUUUGAGAGAGAACAUACCAAAAGAUCACUAUGA